AUGGAAGAAUUGAAUAUUAAUUUUAAAGUAUUCAAAAAAAGGAUUGAAUCGCUGUAUUCCAUGUACAGCGAGUUUGAGGGUCAUCCAAACUCGCUGUUGUUUGUUUUGGGCUCUUCCAAUGCUGAAAAUCCUUACCAGAAGACCACCAUAUUGCAUAAUUGGUUAUUGAGUUACGAAUUCCCGGCUACUCUAAUUGCACUAGUCCCUGGGAAAAUUAUCAUAAUUACUAGUUCUGCCAAGGCCAAGCAUCUGCAAAAGGCUGUUGACUUGUUUAAUGAUCCUGAGAGCAAAAUUGGCCUGGAAUUAUGGCAGAGAAACAAUAAAGAGCCAGAACAUAAUAAGAAGUUGUUUGACGAUGUUAUCGCUCUAAUCAAUGGUGCUGGUAGAACAGUCGGCAUCCCUGAAAAAGACUCUUAUCAAGGUAAAUUCAUGACCGAAUGGAACCCUAUAUGGGAAGCAGCCGUUAAGGAAGACGAAUUCAAUGUCAUUGAUGUCUCUUUGGGCCUCUCGAAGGUUUGGGAAGUCAAAGAUGCUAAUGAGCAAGCAUUUUUGUCUGUUUCAAGUAAGGGUUCCGAUAAAUUUAUGGAUCUUUUAUCUAAUGAAAUGGUUCGCGCUGUUGACGAAGAAUUAAAGAUUACCAAUGCCAAGUUGUCAGACAAAAUUGAAAAUAAAAUUGACGACGUUAAGUUUCUGAAGCAAUUAAGCCCUGAUUUAAGUUCACUGUGCCCACCAAACCACAAAUUCAAUUUUGAUUUAUUGGAUUGGACUUAUUCUCCUAUCAUUCAGUCGGGAAAGAAAUUCGAUCUUAGAGUUUCUACCCGUUCCACUAAUGAUCAAUUAUACGGUAACGGGUGUAUUCUAGCCUCAUGUGGUAUUCGCUACAAUAAUUACUGUUCUAAUAUUACUAGGACUUUUUUGAUCGAUCCAUCUGAGGAAAUGGCUAGUAAUUAUGAUUUCUUGCUGACUAUUCAGAAAGAGAUUAUAACCAAUAUGUUAAGAGUCGGUAGUACACCAAAGGAAGUAUACGAAUCAGUAAUAGAAUACAUCGAAAAAUCUAAACCCGAGCUAGUUUCAAGUUUCACUAAAAACAUUGGUUCAUUGAUUGGUCUUGAAUUUAGGGAUUCUAACUUCAUACUUAACGCAAAAAAUGAUUACCGCAAGAUCAACCCUGGUGAUUGCUUCAAUAUUUCAUUCGGUUUCAAUAAUUUGAAAGAUUCUCAAAGUGGCAACAACUACGCCUUACAAUUAGCUGAUACAAUACAGAUCCCGCUUGAAGAAACAGAGGCGCCACGGUUCUUAACAAAUUAUACCAAAGCUAAAUCACAAAUAUCUUUUUAUUUCAAUAACGAGGAAGAAGAUGGUAACAAAAAAAAAUCUUCGCCAACCGCUAAGGUUCCAAGUAAGCCAGAUAGAAAUUCUAAAAUUCUAAGAACGAAAUUACGUGGAGAAGCUCGUGGUGGUGCCGAAGACGCCCAAAAGGAACAAAUUCGUAAGGAAAACCAAAAGAAACUGCACGAGAAAAUGGAGAAGAAUGGGCUAUUGAGAUUCAGUGCUGCUGAUGCCAACGGCACGGAUAGCGAACCUCGUCAGUAUUUCAAAAAAUAUGAGUCCUAUGUCCGGGAUUCGCAAUUACCAACUAAUAUUCGUGACUUAAGAAUCCAUGUUGACUGGAAAAGUCAAACAAUUAUUCUACCCAUCUAUGGUAGGCCAGUUCCAUUUCAUAUCAACUCAUACAAGAACGGUUCUAAAAAUGAAGAAGGUGAAUACACAUACUUGCGUCUGAACUUCAAUUCACCAGGGUCUUCUGGUGGUAUUUCCAAGAAGGUUGAGGAAUUGCCAUACGAAGAAUCGGCAGAUAACCAAUUUGUACGUUCAAUCACAUUAAGAUCUAAAGAUGGUGACCGUAUGAGUGAAACCUUCAAACAAAUUGCUGAUUUGAAAAAAGAAGCCACAAAGAGAGAGCAAGAACGUAAAGCUCUUGCUGAUGUCGUUCAGCAGGAUAGGCUGAUUGAAAAUAAAACAGGGAGAACAAAGAGACUCGAUCAAAUCUUUGUCAGACCAAAUCCUGAUACCAAGCGUGUCCCGAGUACAGUUUUUAUCCAUGAAAAUGGUAUUAGAUUUCAAUCUCCAUUGAGAACCGAUAGUAGAAUAGAUAUUCUGUUUUCAAAUAUCAAAAAUCUAGUUUUUCAAUCCUGUAAAGGUGAACUAAUUGUUGUCAUUCAUAUUCAUUUGAAGAAUCCAAUUUUGAUGGGCAAAAAGAAAAUUCAAGAUGUUCAAUUUUACCGUGAAGCUUCUGAUAUGUCUGUUGAUGAAACUGGGGGCGGAAGACGUGGUCAAUCUAGAUUUAGAAGAUACGGUGAUGAGGAUGAAUUAGAACAAGAACAAGAAGAAAGAAGAAAACGAGCUGCGCUUGAUAAAGAAUUUAAAUACUUCGCAGAUGCGAUCGCGGAAGCAUCAAAUGGUAUGUUGACUGUGGAAAACACAUUUAGAGAUUUAGGCUUCCAAGGUGUCCCCAAUAGAUCAGCAGUUUUCUGUAUGCCAACUACAGAUUGUUUGGUUCAGUUAAUUGAACCACCAUUUUUGGUCAUUAACCUGGAGGAAGUUGAAAUCUGCAUUUUAGAAAGAGUUCAGUUUGGUUUGAAGAACUUCGAUAUGGUUUUCGUUUAUAAGGAUUUCAAUAAGCCUGUUACACACAUCAAUACGGUUCCAAUCGAAUCCCUGGAUUUUUUGAAGCAAUGGUUGACAGAUAUGGAUAUCCCUUACACAGUUUCUACUAUCAAUUUGAACUGGGCUACGAUUAUGAAGUCAUUACAAGAUGACCCAUAUCAAUUUUUCUUGGAUGGUGGCUGGAACUUCCUGGCUACCGGUUCAGAUGAUGAAGCUUCCGAUGAAAGUGAAGAAGAAAUCAGUGAAUACGAGGCAUCUGAGGAGGAUGUUAGUGAUGAGAGUGCUUUCUCCGAAGAUGAAGAAGGAUCUGAGGUAGGCGACGAUAUUAGUGGUGAUGAAAGUGAAGACUAUUCUGGCGAUGAGAGUGAAGAAGGGGAAGAUUGGGAUGAGUUAGAGAAAAACGCCGCCAGAGCUGACAGGGGCGCGAACUUUAGAGAUUGA
Molecule: messenger RNA, 3108 nt
Organism: Saccharomyces kudriavzevii IFO 1802
Lineage: Eukaryota; Fungi; Ascomycota; Saccharomycetes; Saccharomycetales; Saccharomycetaceae
Gene: SPT16
Product: chromatin-remodeling protein SPT16
Exons: 1
Coding region: 1-3108 (1035 amino acids)
Biological process (GO): positive regulation of transcription elongation by RNA polymerase II; transcription elongation by RNA polymerase II
Cellular component (GO): FACT complex
Molecular function (GO): nucleosome binding
Source: RefSeq, a predicted model, not a curated record